GAAGAAGUAAAGCAAUUCAACCUUUAGUAAACACGGUGUUGCAUUGUUUACCUUUUCAUUUAGAAUUACAGAAUUAAUCAUGUCUUCUGACCCACAGCAAUUCCAGUUUUGCUCUAUAUGUCAUGCAAGUCAUACUGGAGGUAAAAAACACGUCUAUUCCAAGAAACAUAAAUUGUUUCUAGAUAAGGCAUUGCAGCGGUUUGAUGAGAAACUUUCUCUGUGUAGAAAAGCAAUUGAGAAUCCAUCUGUGAUAAAUUUAUGCAAUGAAAAGAUGAACCUGCAAAAUGUUUGGUGCUAUUUUUGUUCUGUUGAAAUUGAGAGACAUUCAGUAAAUGGUAAUUUCCUCAUCAUGGAACAUAACCUAUUGGCUCACCUAACAACAGAACUUCACAAAACCAACACAAGACUGUUCUUUCAGAAAAAUUUUUUGAAGAACUAUAAUAAAUAUAUUUUUACAGAAAAAGAAUUUGAAAGACAUAAUGAAUCUGUGCUGAAGGCAACUAAAGAUCUUGAAAAACAAUUCCAGACAGAAAUUUUUGUGAAAAUGCAAGACAUACAUAAAGCUGAGUUACAUAAGUCUUCCGUUGCUUCUCAUGUUCCUGAGGCUAAGAACAUUACAAGGCAAUCAUUAAAACCAGAUGUUACAUCACACACAUUACCACAAUUCAAGAAGACCAUCGCAGCAUUUGGUGAUGGCCUAACUCUUAUUAAAAUGAAGAAGAAUGUAAACAUUCCCAAUGUACACAGCGGGGGUUUGCCACCCUGGAUGCAAGUGUCUGACAACUCAACAGAACAUCAAGUAAUCGGCCCUAGUAUAGUAGACUAUCAGAAACACUUAACCGAUGUCAGGAUGUCUAAGUUGCCAAAAGAACGUGUUGGAGCCAACUUAAGCAAAGAAAUAUCUGUGAAUGCUCAGUGGUUGCCUUCCUUUGGUUGUGUCUGGAACAACCGUCGCAGACUUGAUACAAAGCAUCAAUUCUUGAAAAAGAAGGCAAAUAUGUUUGGUAAAAGACCAAUGAAAACAGGAAAGUCAGCAACAGCAGUAGCAUCAACAGGAGCACCACAAUCCAGAGUGUCUGGCAAAAAAGAUGUCCAUCCAGCCGUAGUUUCUGUGAAACCUUAUAAGAAAAAGAGAUGUGUAACUUAGUUGAAUGGUCAGGCUUAGCACAUUUGCAUUUAAACUGGCCAUACAUAUCCAGUCCAAAUAUAUUUACUCGUUUUACAUUCAAACUGGCUAAAUCUGGAAUCUCUCACCUACCCUACAUGGAGUCCUCAAAAUAAACAUCAUUGAGAUCUCAAA
Octopus sinensis (East Asian common octopus) is the source of this 1300-nucleotide messenger RNA. RefSeq names its product coiled-coil domain-containing protein 84-like. The record is from RefSeq and is a predicted model, not a curated record. The transcript has 9 exons. Bases 80 to 1147 code for a protein of 355 amino acids. Lineage: Eukaryota; Metazoa; Mollusca; Cephalopoda; Octopoda; Octopodidae.